Molecule: messenger RNA, 936 nt
Organism: Naumovozyma dairenensis CBS 421
Lineage: Eukaryota; Fungi; Ascomycota; Saccharomycetes; Saccharomycetales; Saccharomycetaceae
Exons: 1
Coding region: 1-936 (311 amino acids)
Source: RefSeq, a predicted model, not a curated record
AUGUCUAAGAAAUCGAAAGUACCUUCAGUAUAUAGCGCCAACAAUGAAAUUGGUCCAAUAGAGGAUUUCAAAGCUGUUCAAGGCUUCAAACAAGGCGACUCCCCCAAUUGUGAGACAGAAACAUUGAAUCAUCAUGCAGACGAUAGAAAAUAUCGAGGUACAAAUACUGCGCCGGUUGACUUUGGUAAUGACUCCCAGUCAUUUUUCAAUAUACCUAUAAAUCAAAAGUCAAAUUCAAAUAGCGAAUGUACUAUAAAUAAACCGGAGGAAAUCCAUGCUCAGCAUCCAUAUAACAGCACCCAACGGCUUCCGUCCUUUCAAGAAAGUUUCUGCUCGCUAAUCUCACCAAGACUCCCUAUAUAUAAUCCUAUGGUAACUACUGCUAGUUCGCGGGCAAUUAGUCCUAUUCGGCCAACAAUCAAUACAGUUCCAAUUCCAAUUGUUUCCAUGCCCAUCCAAAUGGUGCCUUCGAUGACGUACCAUACUUCGGAUGCUGGCGAGAAUUUACAUCCCAGUAUGAGUAGGCAUCUUAUGUAUGAGAAUCCGAGUCAAAACAUCACAUCGCCCCAUAAAUAUCAUGAUAACGAUAAUAAAGGCGAGUAUUUGUCAAAAUUAGAUCCCAACCAGGAUUCCUCCUGUCAAAAGGAACAGACACAAAGGAAAGAAGAUGGGCCUUACAAAUUGGAGAAACCAUUGAAGAAUUAUUAUGAUACGUAUUAUUCUAAAUACCUUGAUCAUAUCGAGUCUCGAAAGGUAAAACAAAGAAAGAGGUCACUGAGGGUGGAUUCGAUCAAUAGUGAUGACACAGAAAUUGGAAAGAGUAUACGGGAAGUUGGUGCUAAAACUUUGAGACCUCAAAUAACUAGCGAGAAUUCAUGUGGGAUCAGACCUGUUAGAAGGAGAGGUGUUGGCCAAAUUCGGAAGGAAAAAGAAUAG